CCCCUAUUAUUUAAGCCCACAAUUCCACCCUCAAAACGAACCAAAACCCUCUCCACUUUUCUUCUUCACACUCUUUUUUCUCACAAGCAUUUCACCAAACACUUUCCCUCCUUUCCUCUACUUUCCCUCGCUAACAUGACACGAGCGCUAAGAAUCCUCACCGAAAACAUCAACGCCGCAGUAACAGCUCCGCCGCCGGAGGCCGUGGCGUUGGAGUCAGACUUCGUUGUGAUUCUCGCAGCCUUGCUCUGUGCCUUGAUAUGCGUUGUCGGACUCAUCGCCGUAGCCCGAUGCGCGUGGCUCCGACGAGACUCCGGCACCGGAAACUCACCUCAGCAAGCUUUAGCCAACAAGGGACUAAAGAAGAAGGUUCUUCAAUCGCUUCCGAAGUUCGCUUACGUCGAUAGCAACCCUACGAAAUGGCUGGCAACAACGGAAUGCGCGAUUUGUCUCUCUGAUUUCGCCGCCGGCGACGAGAUCCGUGUACUACCGCAGUGUGGACACGGAUUUCACGUUGCUUGCAUAGACACAUGGCUUGGGUCCCACUCUUCUUGCCCUUCAUGUAGACAGAUUCUGGCGGUGACAAGGUGUCAGAAGUGUGGCCGGUUUCCGGCGACCGGAGCUGAAGCUACCGCCGUAAACGUCAGUGAACUAGAAUCGAAAUCUGCAGAAGGUAGCAAUGUUGGUGCAAAUAGUAAUAAUAACUGUAACGGGGGUGUUAGUAGCAGUAGUAGUAAUAAUUCUGGAAAUCACAGCCACAGUGUAAACAGUGGGUUCUUGCCUUAAAGAACACUAAACUUCUAGGGGUAUUUUUGUAUUUAUGUAGUUUAGGUUUUUAAAUUUGUACUUUUUUUUUUUUAUCUUAUCCCUUCAAGUUGAUCAAAAGAGAUCUGAAUUUGGGCAAUUUUUUUUUACUUUGUAGUAAUGUGCUCUUUCUCGUUGUGUACA
Molecule: messenger RNA, 948 nt
Organism: Vicia villosa (hairy vetch)
Lineage: Eukaryota; Viridiplantae; Streptophyta; Magnoliopsida; Fabales; Fabaceae
Product: RING-H2 finger protein ATL8-like
Exons: 1
Coding region: 136-786 (216 amino acids)
Source: RefSeq, a predicted model, not a curated record